This is a messenger RNA of Triticum aestivum (bread wheat), 1081 nucleotides long. RefSeq names its product golgin subfamily B member 1-like. The transcript is spliced from 4 exons. The coding region runs from base 337 to 984 and encodes 215 amino acids. The record is from RefSeq and is a predicted model, not a curated record. NCBI's taxonomy places the organism in Eukaryota, Viridiplantae, Streptophyta, Magnoliopsida, Poales, Poaceae.
UCUUAUGAUUGACCUGCUAUUCUUUGGACUACUGGGUACGCAAUGAUGUGCACUCAUUAAUUGUCUUUUUCUCAUCAUUCUUUCGGAUGAUUCUCAUCUCUACUCCCUUCCUUUCUUUGUAUGAAAAAGAUUAGCAUCUGCCGCUGAAGCAUAGAUCUUACGUUGGAAGGUUUAGGUACAAUCUGGCAAAACAACUAUAUUUUAGUUUCGGACGUAUACCUGCUCUCUCUUUAGAGUGCAAAUCCUUUCUUCUUCAUCAAGGGCUGGCUUCGCUCGGGCUAUCGCCUCCGUGGUGAUACGGAAGGAGCUUCUAAUCUCGUCAGUGGCGAGGGAAUAAUGACACAGAUUUCAGCGCCAUCCAUGGAUAUUUCCGCUAUUACCAAGCCAGUUCUGGAUGCUAUCGAUUUGUUGCUACAGAAUGCUUUUGAAGCUUUAGAUGCCCCUACAUUAACAGAUUCCCAGCGCCAUGAGAUUUUCCAGGCAAUUCGGUCGAUGCUCCCGGUUGGUGAUAUUGUUCCUCAAAUUGCCCCUGUCCGCGCGGCUUGGGAAAAAUUUGUCUCGAUCUCAGAUACAGUGCAAGAAGCCCGCAGAACCAUUGAGGGUCAGUCAAAGCAAAAGUCUGAAUUUGUUACUGCAGCAGAGAGGAGGGCUGAAUCCAUUGAAGCGUCUCUGAAAACUUCAGCGGAAGAGAUGUCAUCCAUGCUGGAGAAACAAGCUGAGAAGAAGGAACGUGUGGAGGCCCUCUCCGCUCAACUACAAGAAGCUACCGUUGAGUUGUGUACAGCUGAAGAAAGGGUCAAGCAACUGGAGUCAGACCGUUCCGCCAAGCAAGCUGAAGCCAAGAAGUUGCAUGAAGAUUUGCUCGAAGCUAAUGUGAAAGCUUCCGAGGAAUUGGAGGCUCUUAAAGGGAAGACAUCGACGCUGGAGGACGAAGCCAAGUCUAUUAUUAGAAGUCUGAAGGAGUGGCGCUCCAUGUCCAAUUGAGUUUCUUUGUUCUUAAUAAAUCAGACAUGUUGUCUAUUUACAUUUUUUACUCAGACUUGCAUAAGGCGGCCAAUCGGCAAACCCAUUUUCUUGGGCC